Molecule: messenger RNA, 2447 nt
Organism: Megalobrama amblycephala (Wuchang bream)
Lineage: Eukaryota; Metazoa; Chordata; Actinopteri; Cypriniformes; Xenocyprididae
Exons: 4
Coding region: 13-819 (268 amino acids)
Source: RefSeq, a predicted model, not a curated record
CAGACAUAAAAGAUGAGUAUCUGGCUGAUGGUGAUCUGGUUAUCUCUCACUGUGGGAACAGCGAAAGAGCUGUUCAUUGUAACACAGUGGCCGACAGUGGCUGAGGUGAUGGUCGGAGAGGACGUCAUUUUAAAGUGCAACAUUGUGGAGUUGUACUCUGCAUGUUCCACGAUAGCUUGGCUGAGAGUCAUUCCUGAGAAUGCAACAAUCAGCCUCACUGACAGACUUCAAAUCGAUCCUCAUCACUCGUCCAACCACUGGACCAGUAUUUGUUCUGCUGUUAUCACCAAUUCAACGGUGCAUGACUCCGGUAUGUACUAUUGUGCAGCUGUGCAAAGCCGCUUUGCUCACAUUGGCAAUGGAUCCAGGGUUAUUGUGAAAGAACACACUGUGUUUCCUGUUAUUGAUAUUUUUACACCACUGAUCCCAAACGGUUCUUUAGUCCCUCUUCAUUGUGUUGUGACUGGGGUCGAGGCUUCUCAGGUUCAAUUGUCCUGGGCUGUAGAGGGGAGAAAAGAGAAAGGACAGAGAGUUUUGACACAUGGGAAUGAUGGUGCCAUCCAGAUCACCAGGAACCAAAUCCUGAUUACUGCUGAGGAGUGGGACAGGAUGGUGGAGUGCAUGUGUGUGGUGGAGUUUGGAGGACAGCUCUAUACCAAGACCCUUCAGCGACAUGAUGCAUCAAAUGUGUGCUAUGCUGUAAAAUACAUAUAUCUGUCUCUAUGUUUAAUUUUUGGUGUCCUGCUUCUGAUAACAGUGACUUUUUAUAAACUGGGACGAAAAACUUUUGUGAUGAUGUGUCUAAGCAAAAACAUAUAGCUUCGAAGAGUUUCAGUUUAUCUAUAUUUUGCUUUGACAAAUUUUUAUUCUUCAAACUUAUUUUGGUGUUUGGCAUUGCUGUACAUCAGAUGAAAGAUAUCAAUAGUUACUAAUAUUUUAAAAAUAUUGGCAUCUAUUUGCAGGAAACAUGUUUCAUGAGUUAUUGUGAUCUUUUUAUUUCAGAUUUUUAUUGAUGUUUGCAGAACUUUUUAAAUAGUAUGUGUUAUUUUGUGAAAGUUAAUUAAAAAGGAUAAAUUCAGACUUUCAUGCAAUCUGUGCUGAACUUUGUUUAUUCCACUGCAUAUUUUUUUUUAAAUAUAUAAGUAUUUUAAAAUAUAUAUAGGCCUAUAGUAUGCCUUUUAACCCUUUCUCUAAAACUUUAUCGAAAAGUCACCAUUAGCCCUCUUUUUGAUGGAUAAUAUAUAUACAAAUGUAUUGAUUGACCCAUUUUUUUCUUGAAAUCAAAUGAAUUUUUACCAAUAAUCUCAAAUCAGAAAAAAUAAAAUAUCAUAUAUUAUGGUAUUUGUUGUUACCUAUAGCCUAUAAAGUGUCAGUCAUGUGAACCUGAAUGGCAAGUGUAAUUAUAAGGGACAAAGAACCAGCUAUUAAGAGAUAUUAUGCCUUAUGUGACUUCGGUUAUGUGUGGCAUGCAGGGUCACAGACAGGAAGUGAUUUUUUUUUUCUUUUCUUCAGUGUUGUUGUUUCUCUGUGUCCUCUUUAUCGUGUGGUUUCAUGCACCACACGAGCAAAAUGGUGAUGUGGACCUCAUCUCAUAUUGGUUAAUGUCCACACUUUGCUUUGUCAGUGGAAAAAUAUCAAUCUCAAAAGUAUGCCAGUGAAACCUCAGAGAUGCAUAAUUCCAACCCUGAAGUCUUUGGUGGAAGAGCAGAAUUGCUGACUUUGUUGAAAUUAAAUAGGACGUGCCACAUAGUUUUAGAUUGUAUUCAUGUGUUUUUUAGUUAUCUUAAUAUGUUAAAUAGAUGACAGUUUUCAUGUUAUGCAUCAAGAGUGCAACAGAGAUUGCAUGAUUUUACCGCUUUACUUACCCACCCAUGCAGAAUUCAUGCAGUUCUCAUGUGAAAUUCUUUCAGGUUUAAAAUAUGCCUUGAAAAACCAUGAUAUCCACUUAUUACAUUACUUAUUUAAACAAUAUCGCACAAGCAAGAGUGCUGUCAUUCCGUAUGUAUGUACGAGGCCACAGGUUCACAGCUGUGCUGAUAUUUAGACUAGCAUGAUUUUGAUCCACUAAUGAAAACAGUAACAAAAGGUCCUGUGGCUGUCCCAUGGUAAUAUUUUGUCACAUGUGUAUAAAUGGAAAACCUUCCUAACAGCAGAAAAAUCACAGUUGGCAGAUAAUGAAUGGUGUACAAAGCUGGCAUACAUGACGGACAUCUUUGCACACCUCAAUGAACUGAACAUGAAUGGAAAGAAAAAUGAGAAUUUGCUAAAUAGCACAGAUAAAUUGCAUGGAUUCAGAGCAAAGCUUGCAUUUUGGCAACAACAUGUGGAAAGAGGCACUCUUGAAAAGUUUCCUCAUGCCCAAACUGGACAUUCAGACAGCACUGCAGCAUUUUGUGAGGUCAUUAUAUCAUCUAAAAGGUCUUGAAAAAAAAAAAAUCUUUUAUUUC